Pieris brassicae (large cabbage white) is the source of this 6325-nucleotide messenger RNA. RefSeq names its product citron rho-interacting kinase-like. Gene Ontology annotation, biological process: peptidyl-threonine phosphorylation; actomyosin structure organization. Gene Ontology annotation, molecular function: protein serine/threonine kinase activity; ATP binding. The transcript is spliced from 31 exons. Lineage: Eukaryota; Metazoa; Arthropoda; Insecta; Lepidoptera; Pieridae. Gene Ontology annotation, cellular component: cytoskeleton; cytoplasm. Bases 133 to 5748 code for a protein of 1871 amino acids. The record is from RefSeq and is a predicted model, not a curated record.
UUAACGGUCACGUUAGUUAAAAAACAUUCAAAUAUUGUAAUCAAGAUUGCUUUGAAAUGCAAUUUUAAAUAAAGAACAAUCAAUUCUAUAAAAGAAAGCAUGCAUACAAGUAUAUGAUAAUUAAUAAAAACGAUGGAGCCCUCAAAAGAUGCCAUUGCUGUGCGCGUAACUCGUUUAAAUCGUCAAAUAACUGGUAAAGUGAUAAGUGGUACAAAUAGAUUGAGCAGAAAGGUGGACCGAGAAACACUAUUAGAUGGUUUAACUGUUUUGUAUGAUGAAUGCAAUGAAGAUCCAGUCAAAAAAGCAGAUGAUCUUGUUCGUGUUUUCGUCGACAAAUACCGAAGUGCUUUAGCAGAUCUCCGCAGUGCCCGUGUUUGUGUGUCUGAUUUUGAAAUAUUGCAAACUAUUGGAAGAGGACAUUUUGGAGAAGUACACAUGGUACGCGAAAAACAAACAGGGGAUGUCUAUGCAUUAAAAAGUGUUCGUAAGGAGCAAGCAAGGAAAAAAGUUUCAGGAGCAGCUGAUGAGAGAGAUAUUUUAGCUUCAGCAUCAGGCCAAUGGAUUCCAAAACUACAGUAUGCAUUUCAAGACAACAACAACUUGUAUCUUGUUAUGGAAUUAUGCAAUGGGGGAGACUUAGCUGGGUUCAUUUCUCGCUGCAGUCAUCCACUAUCAGAAAGAGAUGCUGCAUUUUAUGUAGUUGAAGUUGCUCAUGCACUCAAAGGGCUGCAUGGUAUGGGCUUUGUUCAUAGAGAUGUUAAGCCAGCCAACAUAUUAAUCGAUAGGUGUGGCCACAUUAAGCUAGGCGACUUUGGAUCUUGUGCGCGUCUGUCUGAAGGUGGCUGUGUAUCGGGAGGUACAGCUGACUACAUAGCUCCGGAGCUACUUGCCGCCGCCGACUGCGCGUCUCACACACACACUGUCUGUCUGCAGUACUGCCACAUUACUACUGCGCUUUCUGCAUGUGAUUAUUGGUCACUCGGGGUGGUAGCAUUUGAACUGGUUACCCUAAGAAGGCCGUUCUCAUCCAGCGACGACGAUUCUGUUGCACAAGUCCUUAGCAAUAUACAGCAAUAUGAACAGGAUUCGAAUCGUGAGCCUCCCUUCGACCCAUUACCAAACAAUCCAUCUACGACGUGGCGGGGCUUAGUGAGUGGCUUACUACGGGUUCAACCCGCGAGACGGUUCAACUACCUUGAUACUUUGCGGCAUCCGGCACUUGGGCAUAUAGCAUUGCACGCUGCUGCUAUACGGGAUCAGGUACCGCCAUGGGUGCCAACUGUACGCGGCCCAGAAGACGCUCGGUAUUUGUCUACGCCGGAAAGACAAAACCAUCCAGUCAGUACAACACCUUUCCGAACAAGACCGCCCUUCGCUGGACAAUUGCCUUUUGUCGGCUACUCGUAUAUUGCACCAGAUGAUAGCGAGGAAACUCUGAGCAGUUUCACGACUUCACACGACAGUACCGCUAUUGAUUUGGCUACGUUCAAAUCGGCAGAAAAGCUGGCAACAAUUCGCGCCAAAGAAAUAGCAUCCCUUCAAACCAAGCUCGCGUCAGCUGAGUGUGCGAUCAGUGAAGCAGUUGAACGCGCACGCAGAGAUACUGAAGAUGAAGCGGAACGUGUUCGUGCACGUCUACAAGCUGAUAUCACUGCACUGUCAUUACAGAACAAACGUUUAGAGCGGCAAAUAGAAGUGGAGAAAGAAGAGCGAAUGGCCCUAGAGCGUACUAACCAAGAACUAUGUUCUGGUGUAAAAGAGCGCAGUAAUGCAGAAAUUAGAGCAGCCAAAGCCCAAGCUAAUGAAUUGCUAAGUGAAAGGAACAUGUUAAAGGAAGACAUGGAACGGCUUGAGGCGAAAGUACAGGAAUUACAGAAUGAAUGCGUAAGCGCAGUCGCCGCGGCGGAUGCGGCUCGAUCGCAGCAUAAACACUAUAAGGAUGUCAUACAAAGCGUGCAAGAGUUGCGCCAUAGGUGGCUUACAGAAAUCAAUGUCAAGCCAAUAGAUACAAUAGCAAAAGAGCGUGCAUUACGUCGUCAAACAAUAAGCGGUAGUGACGUAGAUAGUGCCCGUUUAGUCGCCGCUGAAGCUAAUCUUGCGCGAGAGCAGCGAGCCAAAACAGCACUUGAAGAGCGCCUUGCAACAGCCAAUAGUGACAUAAACGACCUACGAGGGGAAUUAGAAUACGUUCGCGAAUGUCUUGAGCAAUCUCAGAAUUCACAUCGCGAAAAAGAUCGUAUAGCUGCGGCAACCAGACAUGAACUGAAUGAGCUCCAAGUUCAGUACGCGCAAGAGAAAAUGAGAGCCUCUUCAUUUGAAGCACAGGUUCAGGAGUUAGAACGUGGAAUUUCUGAAGCGGCGAAACGCGAGGUAUCGCUAGAAGAACAGAGCAGUAGGACUGAAUCCCGUCUCCAGCAACGACUUGAGGCUGCGGAAACAAAGGCCGCGUGCGCAAUGAACGAAGACGCUAGACAUAGAGAAAAGGUUACAACGCUGGAACAGUUGGUCCGACAACUGGAACGCGAAGUCAGUGCUAUGGAGAAUCGAGCCUGUGUAAGAUGCAUAGCUCAUGCUAAUGAUGUUAAUGCCAAUGCCGCGACCAAUACAUCCGACUGUGACAUUAGAUGUGAUACAAGAAGCGAUACGGAGAGCGUAGUGGAUUGUCAGCUUAAUGUGCAUGUUUCGGUCUUAAAAGAACAGUUGGAAAGGGCUGAAGCGCAAUUACAGGCACGCGCCGAUGAAAUUGCGACUUUACGUCAAGAAGCGAGAAGUGCCAAUCUUGCGAGAUGGAGGAAGGAAAAAGAAUUCAACGAUCUGACUCUAGACGCUAAAGUAACUACGCGUGAUUUAAAACGCGCUGAAGAGCGAAUAGCGACCUUAUCACAAGGGCGCAAAGCUGCUGAAGAACAAGCGGGCAAGCUAGAGAAAGAGAUAGCGAUAUUAAAACCGCAGUACGAGCAAGUGAAACGGGAUAUGGAGAAAUAUAAGGAACAGUUAGAAAAGAUCCAGAAGACUCAUGAUGUACUUCAAGCGGAAGUUGAUAGGUCACGUAAUGAUAUCCGCAAGUUGCGAAGUGAACUACAAUACAGUGAGAAACGAAGAAUGCAUGCUGAAGAGCAAGAAGAAUUAUCAGCUCGAGAGAGGGGCCAGCUUCGUGAUGAACUAUCUCCGUUAAGAGUGCAGAACAAUGAACUAAUUAUGAAUAAUAAGGCUCUGCAAGAAGCAUGUGGUCUAUUGGAGGAGCAGCUUACGGACCUUGAGAAACUCGCCGACUUACAUGAGCUGAAGAACAAGGAUCUCGAGAGUGAGAUGCUACGUAUGCGUACAGAGUUAGAGACGUGUCGUUGUCGCGUAGCUGAGGCUGAACGGCAAAAUGCUGAGAAAGCUCUCACUAUUAGCCUCGCCUCGCAGCGGGAAGACGAAGCCAGGGAACAACUUGAGCAGGCGCACGCGCAAAUAGAUUUCCUAAAGGAUCGUCUAGAAAAUAGAGAAGUGCUAGUAUCUGAACUGGAGUCCCGUGUAGCAGAACUAGAAAGUGCUUGCGCAGGUCAUGAGGCCGCGUUGACGUCAGCCGCUCGUCGUUUGCGCGAUUUGCAAGAAGAGAGUACGGCUCUACGCACACGUGCGCUUAAUGAUCAUGCACGCGCGCUCGCACUACAGGCCAAUCUUGAUGCUGCGCAGGAAGAGGGAAGUGCGGCUCGCGAAGCCCACGAGGCAGCAGGCGCGUGGUGGCGCACCAGAGAGACCAAAGCUGAUGCUACUAUACGGCAGCAGGCCAAGCUUAUUGACUUUUUACAGGCCAAAGUAGAGGAAGCUGGCCGAAAGAAGUGUUCGUUAAGCAACAAACUAUUUGGCCGUUCCGGUCGCCGAACGGCAGCCUCGCCGCCUUUACUCAGAGUUAAUAGAGAACUACGGGAAGAAGUAGAAAGAUUAAGAGCUAAGUUAUCUGCAGCUAAUAUUUCAGCCAAUUUUCCACCCACGCCACGAAGAGAGAGAUCUGAAAUUAAACCAAAGAUAAUUGCAAAUGCAACAAUGAGUUUUGAUCUGAAUCAUGAGUCUGAUCCACCUGAAAAGGAUUCGCUGCUUGUUAUAUGGAAUGACGGAAGUCGCGAACGCAUGAUCGCUCGAUACUGUGAUACCGCGCUCGUACUCACCAACGGUCAGAGAGAGUUGCGGGCGCAUCUUCACGCUACGGACGCACUUGACUUGCCGCACAAUGAGGCUAACAGAGCGUUUACUCUACGCCUAGAGCACGCAGUAGCGGGCGGGGAUACAUGUACAGUGGUGUGUACAAGUAUACCGGAGCGAAAUGAGUGGGUGUCACGCCUGACGUCUCCAGUAGUACAUUCGGGGUAUGCGCCUGCGUCACUUGCGGACAUGGAUAUUGCCCCAACUUCUGCGCUCUAUGUCGCGCCUAAUGUGAUUGCUAUUGGACACUCAAAAGGCCUGCGCUCUCUUCGCGGACCAGUACGUAUAGAGUGGGAGGGAGAAAGCGCUAUUGAACACGUAUCCUGUCUCGCUCAAUGCAGUGGACGGGCGAUACUCGUUUGCGGUGAAUGUGUUGUACACGCGGGAUUAUUGAGUGUGGGCUCGGCAUUACGAAGAGCGAGCACUCUUAGACCAAGCUUGACUGUGAAGCGUAUGAAGAUUGAUGGCAGGCCGCAUCUUAUACAAACAAUCUCAGGAGACGUAGCUAGUGAAAUCUGCGUGGCGAUAGCGUGUGGUAGACGCGUAUUCCUUCUCAGAUACGAAGCUUCAGAAGCCGAGUUCAAAGUUAUCCGCUCUCUGACAAUAGAUCGUCCCGCAGAGUCGAUACUUCUAACCUCGAGAACAGUUUACAUCGCCGGCGAAAAGCCUCUCAAACUCAAACUACCCGCAUGCGCGCUAGAAACCUUUGCCAUGGACGAUCUUACAGUUUCUGCGGCGGCAAAGAAACAUCUACCACCCAAAGCGAUAAUACUAAUCAAGGAGAACCCAGUGGAAAUACUACUGUGUUACGCAGAGUGCGGUGUCUUCGUGGAUGAGAACGGCAGAAGGUCUCGCAACGAGGAGCCAAAGUGGAGUCCCGCAAUCCGAAGCUGGGAGUUCAUCAGUCCAUUCCUAUAUGCAGUGGGAGAAGACAGAGUCACCAUAAUAUACCUAACUGAAGAAGCAUACAAAGCCCCGCCUUGCACCUGUGAUACCACAUCCAUUGCAUCUUCUGGAUCUUCUUGCUAUGCACCAGAAAUAUUCAACUACAAAGUCAAAGAACCAAUGCUUAUUGGGAGAGCUCCUAACGGAAUAAUAAUAAGUUCCAAAACGGAUAGUGGAUACCAAGUAUCAAUAGUGGAAGGGAUGGCUGCCUUUAAAAGUAUUGGAGCUUCGCUCGAGUCCUUAGCGACCAUUUCGAAAGGAUCCACGAACGACUUAACGCAAUCCUUAAACGAUCUCUGCCCUCAAAAUGAUUCGCAAGAAAGUGUAGAACUGACCACAGGAUUUCUGGCCGAUAUUAGGAAUAGGGCGAAGCAGUUGCGCAAUAAAAAUAGACUGGAUAUGCAAUCUAUGCAGGCGUCUGACGAUAUUAUUAAAGAGAUUUUAACAACUGAAGUUGGAGUUCGGCGACCCUCGAAUGGAAGGAGAUCGCCUGUUAUUUCAGAGUUCGACUCUGACACGGAGACUGAGAGCGAGGGCGGGACUGGGACUGGGACUACUAAGUGCACGGCUGAUGUAUGUGGAGAGAUUUUCGCGAGACAAGUGCGAUUUCAUUAAGAGGAUAUGAUAUGCACAAUUAAAUUGCUUGAGUAAACAAUUCUGAGGUAUUGACGUGGUGAUCAGGAUAACUCUAAAAUCUUCUUCUGUUUAUCCGGUACACUCUUGACAGAGCGGUCGUGAUCGCUAUAUAGUAGUGGUAAUCAAAGGGGUAGAUGUGAUGCGCUUCACGACGUUUCGCCAUCGUUCCCUAUUAGAGGUCAUCCUGCUACACUCAUUGAGUGUACUCACUCUACGACUACGGCAGACUUGAUCUGGUCACACCAACGCGUAGGUUGAAAUGCCACUUCUAAAAUUGCGUAUAAUUUAAACAUCUCUUAACUUCUGAUACUAGCUAAAUAGUCUUUGAGCGGCGUUUAUAGGUAAAGGGGAUAUUAAUGUAGAUAUCCAAUUUAGUCAUUUUAUACUUACCACACGUAUUUAUUGAUGUUGUAGAGUUAAGUUUUAACUGCUUGAAAUAAUUGUACUUAUGAUUUAUUUUAAUGGUAGUUGCAUAUAUUUUUGGAAAGAAAUUUUCUUAGUUUUGUUUAGAUUUAAUUUAUUAAUUAGUUUAACCAUUGCUUGCCUAAACCGCAAA